Molecule: messenger RNA, 965 nt
Organism: Rhinolophus ferrumequinum (greater horseshoe bat)
Lineage: Eukaryota; Metazoa; Chordata; Mammalia; Chiroptera; Rhinolophidae
Gene: IFI6
Product: interferon alpha inducible protein 6
Exons: 5
Coding region: 179-583 (134 amino acids)
Biological process (GO): negative regulation of extrinsic apoptotic signaling pathway in absence of ligand; apoptotic signaling pathway; negative regulation of mitochondrial depolarization
Cellular component (GO): membrane; mitochondrion
Source: RefSeq, a predicted model, not a curated record
UUGGCCACUGGUAAGGGGGGCUGGUAGGUAAUUCGAGUGUGAUUAUAAAAAGCCAGCCUUCAGCCUGAGAGCUGUUGCUGUUACCUCACUGCUGCUCACAUCUAUCAGCAGGCUCUGGGCAGGAAGAUUCCUUCUCCUUCCUCAAGGUCCAGCGACAAAGCCUGCGCGCAGCGCCACCAUGCAGCAGAAGGCGGUAUCGCUCUUCCUGUGCUAUCUGCUGCUCUACACCUGCGGCGGGGUGGAGGCAGGCACAAGAAAAAACUCGAAGAAGUCCAAGGACAGUGGCUCCGGGUUCUGGAGCACGCUGACUUACAUGGCGGUCGGAGGAGGGCUCUUGGCCGCGGGGCUGCCCGCGCUGGGCUUCACGGGCGCGGGCAUCGCCGCCAACUCGGUGGCGGCCUCGCUGAUGAGCUGGUCCGCGGUGGCGAACGGAGGCGGCGUGCCCGCCGGGGGACUGGUAGCCACGCUGCAGAGCCUUGGGGCUAGCGGUGGCAGUACCCUCAUGGCCAAGGUUGGCGCCUUUCUGGGCUACGCUGUCCACAAUCAGAUGCAAAACAAUGGAGCAGACGAGGAGGAGGAGUAGUCAGCAGCUGCCAGCCUUCUCCUUCCAGUUGAAGUCCAGAACUUUCUGUUACACUCUUUAAGGACCCAGGUGAAAAACUUUUCUCAGAAAACACUAGGUCCGGUGGUGAUCACUGUACAAAUUAAAUAAAUGUCUGACCACUAUGCAUGCUGUACACCUGACUAACAUAAAUAAUAUUCAAUGUCAACUGUAACCGAAAAAUAAAUAAGCUUUUAAAAAUUAAAAAAAAAAAGAAUGAAACACUUUAAAAAACCCAAAAACAUCUGGUCACCAUGCAGGAACUGGACACAUCAGAACACUCAAAAUGAGGCAUUCCCACUCAGGUACUAUAAAAGUGGUGAAAUUAUGGAGACGCUGACAUGUAAUAAAUGUUUUAAUCUUC